AUGAGCAUCUACCUGGCAGCUUCUCUCGCUCUGCUUCACUUCCUUGGAUUCCUCUUGGGAUGGCUUCUCCUUCACUACUAUGGUGGAACAAUAAUACACCUGAUAGAGCUUGCUAGGGAAAUUGGCUUUACGGCGUGUGUAACAUUCUUCAAGGAAGCAGAGCGAGCAAGGAGAAUGAAU
Molecule: messenger RNA, 180 nt
Organism: Ostertagia ostertagi
Lineage: Eukaryota; Metazoa; Nematoda; Chromadorea; Rhabditida; Trichostrongylidae
Source: the annotation of a GenBank genome assembly